This is a messenger RNA of Malus domestica (apple), 1836 nucleotides long. Its product is annotated as RING-H2 finger protein ATL74. NCBI's taxonomy places the organism in Eukaryota, Viridiplantae, Streptophyta, Magnoliopsida, Rosales, Rosaceae. Gene Ontology annotation, molecular function: transferase activity. The record is from RefSeq and is a predicted model, not a curated record. Gene Ontology annotation, biological process: protein ubiquitination.
CUUCUCUAACCACAAUAAUGCACACACUGGAAUUUGAAAGGACAACCAUCUGAAUCUCAUUUGGCAUCCUCCUAUCUGUAAUCCCCUCAGCCACAUACAAUCCAAAUACUACAAAAACGUCUCUAUAACUCAUACAAAUCUGCAGAAAACACCCAACUCUCUCUCUCUCUCUUUAGAAAUGAAAAAGGAAAGGAGAACAAGCUUCAACCUUUGAGCCUCUGAGUUUUCUUAAUCUUCAUCCAUGUCCUUUUAGAGUUUUGGGGUGGUUCUUCUGAGGAAAAAAAGGGUUAUCGGGUUAUUAGCAAAAGUGAUAGUUUACCUUAAAGUUUCAGCCUUUUUAAUAUUCACCACCUCUUCCCUCAUCAGUCUCACAGGCACCAUCUAUAUAUGCUUUCUUGAAAGUCCUUUUAUCUAAUUGGAAUCCUUCCAGAAAUUACUAGUAACCCUAAAGGCCUCUCUCUCUCUCUCUCUCUCUCUCUCUCUCAGCUAGCUAGAGUGGAGCAGAAAAUAAGAGAAAGCUUUGCCCUGUACAUGGGGAGGAUGAAUUCCCUCCUCUCAGUCUCCUUUGUCGUUCGAUUUGGCGCCAAAAAUCCAUGGAGACGUCAAACUCCAAGCUUAUUUGCCUAGUUUCACCAAAAAGGUACCAUCUUUUGCCUUAUCUUCAAGUAGAGGAAAUUGGGUUCUCUUAGUUUCGGUGAACUGCUGCAAGCGAUAUUAGGGGAGAGCGGAAAUUGAACUCAUAAUUUCAUGUUGCUUGAGUUUAAUGCUCUCAACCAAUUAUAUUGUACGUUUUAAUUGACAUAAGUGAUAUUGAAGAGGAGAAAAUCGAGCUUGAAACUUCAAUAGCACAAAAUAAAUUCUGUUAACCAACUGAACUACAAGUCGCUGCUCUUAAUUUUGGUGAAUCGAAGCAACUCUUAAAAGUUCAUCAAUCAAUGGCAUCUCUUCAUCACCACCGUCCACACCGCCUACUUCUAGAACCAAUAUCAACGACACCAGCAUCACCAGCCAGCGGAAGCAGGACACGUGGCAAUCACGCCAAUGAAUCCAAUGGGAGCGGGACACGUGGUGCGUACGCCAAUGAAGCCAAUUUUGACAGCAACAUGGUCAUCAUCCUGGCAGCCUUGCUGUGCGCUCUGAUAUUUGCAUUGGGACUAAACUCAAUAGUCCGGUGUGCGCUGAGAUGCAGCAGAAGGUUCUCUCCUGAGACACCAGACGAGACGGCGGCGCGGUUGGCGGUCACCGGGCUUAAAAAAAGCAUAUUGCGUCGGAUUCCCAUCGUGAUAUAUGGGACUGGACUAAAUAUAGCUGCCACGGAUUGUCCAAUUUGCCUUGGAGAAUUUAUGGACGGGCAGAAAGUGAGGCUGCUGCCGAAAUGCAACCACGGAUUUCAUGCCAGGUGCAUUGACACAUGGUUUUUGUCACAUUCGUCGUGCCCGACUUGCCGCCAUUCGUUGCUUGAGCCGCCGGCUGCGGGCAGUUCGGAUUCGGCCGAAAAUGUUGGUGACGGUGGUGCUAGACAUGCUGGAAAUGUAUCCUCAGGUGGACAAGGUGAUGUGGCAGUCUCUGUUGAUGAGGCUGGCUAGCUUGUAGAAUGCUAUAUUUUUGUAUUGUAUUUGUGGAUUAAGGGUAAAUUUUAGUUGUAUGAGAUGCUAGGCAAUGUACUUUCAUGUAUCCUGAUAUACUUCUUGUAGUAUUAUAAGCUAAUCAUAUUGUAAUAUGAUUAAGUUAAGGACAAUGAUCGUCUGUCAUCCACUUCUGGUGCCCUCUCCGUGCCCUCCUGUUUUGUGUGGUCACGGUUAAGCCACGUCAACAUUUUAUUUUGUUUUUUUUAUA